AUGAACUCUGCAAAGCAUCGUCACCAUCAUGUUUACCUUAAUACCCAAGCCAGAGCAGACCUUCAUUGGUGGGCAUCCCUUCUUCCUGUUUUCAACUGCAGAUCCCUAUUUCCCGACAAGCUACCUAUGACAUCUGCGCUAGCCUAUACUGAUGCUUCCCCUGCAGGUGGUGGCUGUUGUUGGCACAAUGAUUGCCUAUACGUUAACUGGGCACUAGAUUUCCCAAAUAUCUGCCCCCUGCAUGUCAACUACAAAGAAACCUUCAUGGUUCUCCAGGCCACCAAACGGUGGGCCCCAUCCUGGUCAGGACAAAGGGUUGUAGUCAAGUCAGAUAGUGAAGUUGCUGCAGCAAUUGUAACCAAAGGAACCACUCCCUGUCCUAUCAUGAUGGAUUGGCUCCGAGAGCUCUUCUGGUUGUCAGAGUACUAUGCUAUCCAACUAACUGUUGAGCAAAUCCCUGGUUCAGCCAAUGUUAUUGCCGACAGUAUCUCUAGACUUGAUGAAACAUGCCACCGACACGCACUUCACGCAUGGCUCUCACGGUCCUCUUCCUCUACGGAAGACUUGUUGUCUCACAUGUCACCUUUGUCACUUACUUUCCUCAGAUCCAGACGAUCAGUCACGAUUGGACUUGAAGGUUCUUAAGUUUCGAAAACAAGCCUAUGCAACUUCCACCAAGGCCACUUACAAAAGUCAACUGCGAGCCUAUCUUACCUUUUGCGUAUAUUAUGGGUACCAGCCACUUCCAGCGUCUACCAUCACACUUAGCCGCUACGCAGCUUUCUUGGCACGCUCUUUGUCUGCUUUCUCUAUUCCAGCUAAUCUUAACAUUGUCCGUAUUCUCCAUUUGGAACAUGGCCUGGAAGACCCUACCAAGAACAACGUCCACUUAGCAACAACCUUGCGUGGUAUACGUCGCUGCAAAGGCUGCACAGUCUCACAGAAAGAACCCAUGACCCCUGCAAUGCUUUUGGCUAUCAAGUCACAUUUGAACUUGACAGACCCAGUCCAUGCCACCUUUUGGGCUGUC
Molecule: messenger RNA, 1030 nt
Organism: Porites lobata
Lineage: Eukaryota; Metazoa; Cnidaria; Anthozoa; Scleractinia; Poritidae
Source: the annotation of a GenBank genome assembly